AUGUCGCGAGAUCAAAAAAUCACAAAAUAUCCAUUGUAUCCGUUGUAUCCGUUUCCAAAGAAUGAUUUAGAAUUAGAACAAGAUGCUAAAUGUUCAAAACUUUUACAUGAAUUAAUGAAAAAAGUUUGGGGUGGUAAUUUUGUUUCUCCUAUUGAACAAGAAUUAAAGAAUAAAAAAGAUUUUAAAGUAUUAGAUGUAGGAUGUGGUACUACAUGCUCGUGGAUUUUAGAACUUUCAAAAACAUAUCCGUUAGCAAAAUUUAUUGGAUUAGAUUUGUUAACACCUUUACUUCCUAAAGAUUUUUCACAAAAUAAUUUACAAUUUGUUCAAAGUGAUAUUUUAAAGGGUUUACCUUUCGAAGAUGGGUCCAUAGAUUUUGUACAUAUGAGAUGUCUUACAGCGGCAUUCACUGAAAGACAAUGGGAAGAAGUUGUUAUUAAAGAAUUAGUCAGAGUAUGUAAACCAGGCGGAUGGAUAGAAUUAUUAGAGAUUGAUGUUGAUGGAAAAUCACUAGGACCAACAUCUAAACGUAUCAUAUCAGCUUGCAUGGCUAAGUUUGAAAAUCGAGGAGUUAAUGGGUUGAUAAGCGAAGAAAUCCCUGAAUUCUUUGAAUCUACAAAUCAAGUUGAAAUUUAUGCGGAAGAAAAAUAUAGUCCCAUCGGGAAUUGGGGAGAUGAACUUGGAAAAUUAGUAAGUUUUUAUAUUUUAUAA
Molecule: messenger RNA, 711 nt
Organism: Rhizophagus irregularis DAOM 181602=DAOM 197198
Lineage: Eukaryota; Fungi; Glomeromycota; Glomeromycetes; Glomerales; Glomeraceae
Source: RefSeq, a predicted model, not a curated record